Molecule: messenger RNA, 528 nt
Organism: Morus notabilis
Lineage: Eukaryota; Viridiplantae; Streptophyta; Magnoliopsida; Rosales; Moraceae
Product: G-type lectin S-receptor-like serine/threonine-protein kinase At4g27290
Exons: 1
Coding region: 1-528 (175 amino acids)
Source: RefSeq, a predicted model, not a curated record
AUGAAGGCAGUUGUAAUACUAUUCUUCUCCUCUCUUAUUAUCUGCUUCCACAAUUCCUUAACAGCUGACGACACCAUAAAACCAAACCAAACACUCCAAGACACCGGCCAAACUCUGGUCUCGACCGGGGAGAAAUUCAAAUUAGGCUUUUUCAGUCCACCGAAUUCCAAGGACCGCUACGGGGGAAUAUGGUUCAACAAUAUUGCAGAACUCACAUCCGUCUGGGUUGCUAACAGAGACACCCCUCUCACAGACUCCUCAAGUGUCCUCAAAAUCACAGAAAGCGGAAACAUAUUAAUUCUCAGCAACAAAACAGAGGACCCCAUAUGGUCCUCGAAUUCAUCAGCAAAAGACCCAACUUUGCAACUCUUAAACACAGGAAACCUCGUGGUUAAGGAUGGAAGUAAUGGAAAAUAUACAUGGCAGAGUUUCGACCAUCCCAGUGAUUCGCUCAUAGCAGGUAUGAAGCUGGGUUGGGACUUCAAAACUGGUCAAAAUUGGAAGCUGAACUCCUGGAACAACCUCUAA